AUGGUUUUAGGUUCCAGGCGUUUUAAACUGCGGUUGGGAAUGUAUUUCAUUCGCCUGAUUCCACGUGUUUGUCGUCCAUCUGUCAGCAGAGGCAUUUCCACCUCCUCAAAUCUGUGUGCGGAGCUUUACCUUACUUUUGCGUGCCCACGUUCUGUCUUUUACAGCAAUGUCGAGGUUAAGCAGGUAGAUGUACCUGGUAGUUCUGGCGCCUUUGGUAUUCUUCCGGAGCAUGUACCUACUAUUGCUACCCUUCGUCCUGGGGUUGUUGGCGUGACUGAGAAGGAUGGCGGUGUUAAGAAAUAUUUUGUUAGCAGUGGAACGGUUACAGUCAACGCUGACUCUACUGUCCAGGUUUUGGCUGAAGAAUGCUUCCCUUUGAAGGAAAUAGACGCUCAGCUGGUUCGUGAUAACUUGGCUAAAGCUCAGUCCCAACUCUCUUUGGCUUCAACAGAAGAAAAAAAGGUUGAGGCCCAAAUUACAAUCGAGGCUUAUGAGAGUAUGCUGGCUGCUUUGUAA
Molecule: messenger RNA, 516 nt
Organism: Echinococcus granulosus
Lineage: Eukaryota; Metazoa; Platyhelminthes; Cestoda; Cyclophyllidea; Taeniidae
Product: ATP synthase subunit delta
Exons: 3
Coding region: 1-516 (171 amino acids)
Biological process (GO): proton motive force-driven ATP synthesis
Molecular function (GO): proton-transporting ATP synthase activity, rotational mechanism
Source: RefSeq, a predicted model, not a curated record